AUGGCGUCGUCCGGGAUAGAACCGAUCGAGUUAUCUCGGGUGGAAACCGCAGUGUCGUCGUCCCAUCUGCCACCUUCGACACCCACCACGUUGGCCGAAUCGGAACGAGGUCCGCUCGAGCUCGCCUCCGCGGAUCUGCUCCCUCCACAAGGAGCGAAACGCUUCGAAGCACUCGACUCGUACCCCGAUGGUGGGGCUGAGGCAUGGCUACAAGUACUAGGAUGUUCGGCGUGCCUCAGUGUCUGUGUUGGAGGUAAGUCAACACAACAUCUCUGACCUUCAACGGCCCGCGCCCGGCCGACACAGUUCCGGGAGCACUCAACUCAUUUCGCUCCCCUUCGUGCAUGCUCAUGUGUCGUGGACGGACGUGUCUCCAGGUAUAUACAGCUGGUCAGUAGCCCAGAUCCACUUGCUUAUCCGUACACUACUUAUACUCACGCCAGUCAUCUUACUCGUGCAGGGGAAUCAUGGUUCGUCCACCGGUGUCGGUUCCGAAGGAUUCCGGCGCGUGGGGGCGUCUCGUUUCGUGUGACUAAUCACGUGACCCAAACCACGCCUCAAACAGCAAGACGCUCUUUCAGACCUGGGGCCCGGAACAAGUUGGAUUGGUAGUAUCCAAGCCGCUUCAACCGCCGCUCUCGCCAUCCCUUGCAACCGCCUCGUCGCUGCGUACGGCCCGAGGAAGAUCGCAUUGAUCGGCACCGUCAUCACCAGCGCCGGCCCGCUACUCGGCUCGUUCUGCUCCAAGUCAUUCGCCGGUCUCAUGGUCACCGAAGGCUUGCUCUUCGGUGUUGGCCAGAGUCUCAUCUUCUUUCCCGCUGCUACACUCCCCUCGUCUUAUUUCCUGAAGCGACGCAACUUGGCGACGGGGUGUACCUAUGCCGGAGGUGGAAUUGGAGGCGCAGGGUUUUCACUCUUGUCCUCGGUCUUGAUCAAGCGAGUCGGGAUUCCAUGGGCUUUGCGAGUGACGGCGCUCGUAUAUUUUGCCAUAACUCUCCCUGCAUCCUAUUUCAUCAAGGCGCGACUGCCCAGAAAACCACUGCGGGGGGGUGGCCCGGCCAUAGACUGGUGCGUCAGCCUUUCAAGCCUCUACCGCGACUCUGACUGAGCUGAACCCGCGCUGAUCUACUGAUCUACUCCCUAAUCCAACGCAGGACACUGUUUCGCGAUGCCAGAUUUGUCUUCUUAUUCUGCGGAGGAGCGUUCGCACUCUUCCCACUCUUCGGUCAAUCGCUUUUUUGUCCUCAUUUCCCAACCGGUCGCGCGAUAAGUAAAAUUGACUCCUGUUCCCCCUUUCGCCUCACAGUCCCGCCUUUCUUUUUGCCGCUUUAUGCCUCUGCCCUCGGCAUGUCAUCCCUCUCCGGCUCCCUUCUUCUGGCCGGAUUCAACCUUGCCUCCGCAGCCGGUCGGAUCGGAUUCGGCCUAGGCGCAGACCGCUACCUCGGUUCCCUGAAUAGUCAAAUCCUGUGCCUCUUCGUCUUUGGCGUCACAACCUUUAUCAUCUGGCCAUUGGCGACGACUCUCACACCUUUGGUCAUCUUCGCCGUCGUUAAUGGGACCGUCAAUGGAGGAUUUUUCUCCCUGAUGCCAGGAAGCGUGGCGAGUCUUUUCGGCACAGCGACGUUCUCGGUCACCUUCGGGAUGAUCUUGUUCAGCUGGGCACCAGGCUACUGCAUGGGCGCGCCGAUCGCGGGCUACAUCCUCGAAGCUGCAGGGGGAUCCAAAGCCGGUUAUGGGGCUUUCCGACCUGCGAUCUUCUACUCUGGUGCGCUAGCCAUGGUCUCGUGUGCAAUGUUGACCGUCGCUAGGGUUAUCGAGUCGCGAGAUCUUAAGAAACGGGUAUGA
Molecule: messenger RNA, 1845 nt
Organism: Microbotryum saponariae
Lineage: Eukaryota; Fungi; Basidiomycota; Microbotryomycetes; Microbotryales; Microbotryaceae
Source: the annotation of a GenBank genome assembly